Molecule: messenger RNA, 506 nt
Organism: Elaeis guineensis (African oil palm)
Lineage: Eukaryota; Viridiplantae; Streptophyta; Magnoliopsida; Arecales; Arecaceae
Product: late embryogenis abundant protein 2-like
Source: RefSeq, a predicted model, not a curated record
CCCUCCCUCCCUCUAUAAAGUCCCCCCAAACCCUUCCUCCCUCUUCAUAGCCUCAGCACUUCAUCCUAGUAAUUGACUCCGUACCUCUCUUUCUCUUGUCCCUCACGAUGUCUAAGGUUUUGGUCAGCUCUCUCUUCUCUCUCAGCGGGAGGUGUUACAGUGUGGCGGCGGAGAGUGCACGUGCCGUUCCGGGGGUGGCGAAGAGGGCGGCGGCUGCGACGGAGAAGACGGCAAUGGAGUCGGGUGGAUCCGCUAAGAAGGAGAUAUUCUGGAUGAGAGACCCCAAAACGGGUUGUUGGAUCCCCGAAAACCGGUUCGACGAGGUCGAUGCAGCGGAGCUCCGAGCUCGAUUGCUUCCGAAGAAACAUUGAGAAUAUAUAUUUAAUAGAUAUGUAAAAAGAUCUAUAUAAUCUCUCUGUCUCUUUUUCCUCUUUUUUUUCCCCUUAUAUUUCGCUUUUUGCUUUUUGUAUCAAUGAAGAAUGAUUAAAAAGGUGGUCAGUAAAAGU